GGUAAUAGAGAAUUGUUUUUGGGAAAAGGAGAAGGAAGAGGAAAUGAAAAGUGAAAAGUGAUGUUAAUAUUAAUAUAUAUACUAAUAAUCAUCUCCGUUUUGGUUCUCUCAACUCAAAGUCUCAACCCAAUCCUCUCUCUCUUUCUCUCUGCACCAAAUUCCAAUGCUUCCUUCUUAUUUCAAUCUCUACUCUUUCACGCUUUUGCUUCGCUAAUUUAAAUUCGGACCCGACAACCUCUUUUUCCCCCAAAUCUGUUACGCAAAAACAAAACCCUAGCCUCACCUUGUUCAAUCCAAACACAGAAUGGAAAGUAUACCGCACCCAAUACCCAGAACAGUGGAAGAGGUUUUCACCGACUUUAAGGGUAGACGCGCUGGUUUGAUUAAGGCCCUCACUACCGACGUUGAAAAGUUUUACCAGCAGUGCGAUCCUGAGAAGGAGAAUUUGUGUCUUUAUGGAUUUCCAAAUGAAACUUGGGAAGUGAACUUGCCUGUUGAGGAAGUGCCUCCUGAACUUCCUGAGCCAGCAUUAGGUAUAAAUUUUGCUAGGGAUGGUAUGCAAGAGAAGGACUGGUUAUCACUGGUUGCAGUUCACAGUGACUCAUGGCUGCUUGCUGUUGCUUUCUAUUUUGGUGCGCGCUUUGGAUUUGGUAAGAAUGAAAGGAAAAGGCUUUUUCAGAUGAUAAAUGAUCUGCCAACAAUUUUCGAACUUGUGACGGGAAGUGUUAAGCAAUCUAAGGAUCAACCAUCUGCUCACAACAAUGGUAGCAAAUGCAAAUCAAGUGGAAAGGUGUCCCGUCAACCUGAGACUCAGGCCAAGGGAAUGAAGCUGUCUGCACCACCCAAAGAAGAGGAUGAAAGUGGAGAAGAUGAAGAAGAGGAUGAUGAACAAGGUGCAACAUGUGGCGCUUGUGGCGAUAAUUAUGGCACUGAUGAAUUCUGGAUCUGUUGUGAUAUGUGUGAAAGAUGGUUCCAUGGUAAAUGUGUUAAAAUUACUCCUGCUAAGGCUGAGCACAUCAAGCAAUACAAGUGCCCUAGCUGCAGUAACAAGAGGGUUAGAGUUUGAAAGCUCUCAACCUUUGAACCAGUCAUCAAUUAAACAGACAAGAUUUAGAAUGUUUGAUAACAUUUUUACAAGUCAAAAUUGCUUCCUGUUCCUAGUGAAUGGUGCACUCUAAUGACUAUGCAGAUGGAACUUCAAGUUUUUGCUACUGUUCACUCCUACUGUUUAAUCUUCUUGGGAAUUGUGUUUUUAAGUAGUCAUUGACAACAAAGAUAUUAUAUAAAUAUAUUCUGCAGUUUCUGUUUUGAUUUUAAUAAAUUUUUCAUUCAUUUCUA
Messenger RNA from Cajanus cajan (pigeon pea), 1338 nucleotides. RefSeq names its product alfin-like 6 (gene AL6). Gene Ontology annotation, molecular function: transcription cis-regulatory region binding; histone binding; transcription coregulator activity. Gene Ontology annotation, cellular component: nucleus. Lineage: Eukaryota; Viridiplantae; Streptophyta; Magnoliopsida; Fabales; Fabaceae. The record is from RefSeq and is a predicted model, not a curated record. Gene Ontology annotation, biological process: regulation of DNA-templated transcription.